UUGGCAAGAUGUCUUAUUUUAUCGUUUAGCAGAACUAGUCGUAGCGAUAAAAAAAAAAGAGAUUAAUAUAUAUAUUUAUCUAUAUAUCUACAUACAAAUUGGAAUAAAUAUAUAGGUUGAAAUUUAAUGAAUCUGGAGCCUGGUUGAUCUUUCAUUUGAAAAAAAUGACGGAUUCAUUUGACUCUGGUGGUGGGGGAGAUGUUAAGAAGAUGGAAAAAGAUCUGACGUCUUUUCUUGGGCCUUACGAAUCCUUGAUUAUGAAAAUCCAGAGCCUUCUCGUUUGGGAACACCCGUGGCGAAGUGCUAUCUUAUUCACUAUUAUCCACGUUUUAAUAUGGUUGGUUCAUUAAAAACGAUUUUUCCAUGACUUAAUAAUUUAUAUUGAAACGCAGUGAGUUAGUGAUAGUGAGUUUGUUUCCACGCGAUAAAGUCACUACCGACCUAGGCUCUACUCUAGUCCAGGCUAGUACUAGUAGUAGCCUAGUUACUAGGUAGACCUAGUGUUGGUGCCUGACCUAGUCUAAAUUUAAUAUAGAAUCAUCAUUUAUAGGCUUAGACCUAAGACUUAGAUAUGUCUAGUCUAAGUCUAUGAAAUGAUGAUUCUAUAAAUAGUUUAUAUUAAACAUAAUAAAUUGUAGCUUAAAGUAGGCCUACUGGUAAUCUUACAGUUCAUAUGUGUAUGUUAUUUCUGAUUGAAUUUCGUAUUAUCGCGUUUAAGCUUACGUGUAUUUUUUUAUAAAAUUGAGUCCAGACAGUAUUAGUAUUAGUUAGCCCUAACACUAAAUUGUAAUAACUUUUCUUUUUAUUGAUUUUUACAGCCCCCAUUCGUACAUAGCCGAAUGUGUAAACGAUAUCUCCAUUUUUUUGUUUUUUUUAAAUUCACCCCACAUGCCAGAUUGGAAUUUUUCAAAUAAAAGCAUAUUCACCAAAAAGAAACAAGAAAUCAAAUUUAUAUUAAAUUAUACCAAAAUUACAAACGAAAACCAUGUUCAUAAAAUGCUUAACUUUUCAAACGAAAACCAUGUUCAUAAAAUAAAUUUAUAUAAAAUUGGCGUGUAUAUUGGCUAGUUUUCGGAAAAAUUAAAAUUAUGAGUUCAUUAAACUUCAGCACCGGUUUUUGAAUAUGGAUAAUCAAGUGUAUGUUAUUAUGUGUACUAAGUUGGAUCUCGUUCCAUUCAUCCAUGCAGGAGCCUUUGCUUGGAAUUAUAUUUAUACACCCCUUGCCUUAUAAGGAAAAAAAAGAAUUCUGGACUUCUAUAAAAUAAUGGAAAUCUAGUUAAGUUCAACAACCCCACCCCACCCCUCCAUCCCCCACCCCCUUCCGUAAAUUCAUUCUUUUUGUGAACAUGGCUACAAUUUGAAAAUUUCGUUUAGCAUACCGACUUAUAAGUGAUUAAAAUUCUGGCAACUGGGUUAAAAAAUACAAAACAAAUCGAGCAAUGGCAGGUUGGUGGAUGUUCAAAGACACUUGAGAAAUAAAAUAAAACAAAAAUAAGCGCUGAAUAUUUCAGUUUUAGUUAACUAUCACUGCCUAUAUUUAAUUUAAUGAAGAAUACACGCAAGUUUACAUGCGAUAAUAUGAAAUUCGAUCACAAAUAAUAAACGCACCUGAACUGCAAGAUUACAGGCCUAGUAUAGACACUUAAGACUAUAUAUAUUAAUAAUAUAUAUCUAUAUAAUUAUAGUUCUAGUUAUAAUCCUAAUUGUAUUAUAAUAAAAUAAAAAGAAAGCAUAGGUCUGCAUUUGAAUUAUAAUUAUAUGACAUACCUCAUAAGCAUUUACUCCAUGCAAUUCAUUUAUUAUGUUUAGGAGAGUUCAUCUUUCUGAUUUUUUUUUUUUCAAAAUAAAUGCGGCCACCCAUAUCUAAGCUUUUGCAUCAUUAAAAACAACUUCAAUUAAUUAGUUGACAGACUAUAAAGUUUUGAAACCCAUUAAUUAGCUUAAUAAACUUAAUUAGUUACUUGGUUAUAUCAACACACAUCAUUCUGUGUAUGUCCAAAAAUGACAUAGUUUGUUAUCACACUUUUGGCCUGUGAAUUUCAUUGACCUCUAAUAAUCUCUUUUCAUUCAAUGGUUUAUAAAAAGAUUGAUAUUGUCAUGAAUGACGAAGAGUAGAUUCACUUUAGAGCAUGCCAAUGUAAAUAUAGCAAUGAGGCUAUUCUUUUCAGAACAUUUUCUUUGACUUUUAGUGGUUUAUGUAUCAAGGAAACCACACAUAUAAAGUUAUGCAAAAUAAAUAUUCUCGAUCAUAUGUAAAACAUUAGUUGUACGUUGUGUUAUAAACUGCAUUCUGACUGUCUCAAGAAAUUUGGCAUCAGUAUCUUUAAAAUAAAAAAGUUGUGGGUAAAAUAGUGCAGAAAUUAGAAAAUUGGGUCAUAAGUUUACGUGGUUAUAUAUAUAUAUAACUUUAAUUAGUGGCUUCAUUUUUUUUUUUUUUAAAUCACAACUCGACUUUUAAAAAAGACAGAAAGAUGAACUUGGUGUUUUUAAAAAAAAAUCUUACAGCCUAGCUCUUCAACAUAAUGUAGACCUGGUUACCCUUAUGAUUUUGGCAUACAAUGUAAGAAUUUGAGAUGUUUUUUAUGGUUGUAAGCUGAGAACUGUUAGAACUACGAUUUUAUUAGAUUAUGGUGAAACAAAAAUAUUCUGAAAGACUUAAGAUAAAAAAAAUGCAUUUUCUGUUGUUAAUUUUAUCUCUUUUCUACAUCUGGAGGUGGAUGAGAAAUAGGAUUUGCUGGAGACCAUCCAUAAUUAUAUUAUGCACUCACUGAGAAGUGGAGGGGGGAUGAUGUUGACUUAGGAGAGUAUUUGUGUGCAUGAGAGGGGAGAGGGUAGGAGUCUAAAUAUUUUUUAAAAAUUAUAAAAAAACUUGUUGGUUGUGUAAUGAUGGCGAUGAUCAUGAUAUUUUUCCCAAUGAACUCGCUAGAUACAGUACCGGUAACAGUAAUAAUAGCAUAGUUUGCCUUGUGAAAAAUUGAGUCAACAUUGGCUUUUGUUUGCUUCGCUGCUGUACGACGUAAUUUCUUGACUUAAUUAUUUUAUUCUUCGGGUGAACUGCAGUGCUUGGGAAAAUGGAAAAAAAACUACAGCAAUGUUAGAUUUUGCCAUGUUUUAGAAUCUAAUAAGCGGUGUAUGAAAUCUACUUUUAGAAUUCACUAUUAACUGUACAAUGUUGAUACCUGAGUUGGUUCGCGCACUCCUCUUCUUCCCUACUCCCAAUACAGCUUGCAGUAGUCAUUAGACUAAAAUAUGUUAAUGGAAAAUAAAAUUAGGCUCCUAGGCUUAAUGCAGGUUGGCCAACAUGCGGCCCACAUUAAAUAUCAUGGCCAGCUCGAUGUAUCACAAAUGAACUUAUUUUUAUUCUCUUAACAAGUAUUUUCAUCCUUUGCAUAAAUGCAAAUUUUCGGUGUGCAUGCCCCUUUUUUAAACUGAUUAAAAAAUUGUUUGAACUAAGUAAUAUCAAAUCUUAAAUAAAAAUUAUAAAAAAAUUAUACUAUUUAGUAACUACUAAGAUUAAAGGAUUCAUAUAAACACAGUUAGGAAUAGGGAACCUAAUUUUGAAUGUAUAAAGAAUUUUCUGGGGAGGGUAUUCAGCCCACACCCUAAACCCCACCCAUAUUCAGCGGGCAUCCUCAAUUUCUACUAUCCCACCCCUAUCUUCAUCUAUCAAAGUGGCAAUGAUGGUUACUUUUUUAUUUGCAAUACAGCACUGUAUAUAAAUAUAGAAACAUAAGGUUUAUACUUUGGGAAGUGACCUUUAUUAGACAUUGGAUGCCAAUAGUUAUUGUAUACAUUAUACUGUAUAAAUAUUUAUUUACUAUUACAAUACAGUUUUGUAUGAUUUUAUGAUGGUAAAAUUCUAUUGUACUAUUUUUGGACUUCCAGGGUAACCAGGUCUGCAUGAUGUAUCGUUUAUGGCAGUCAGAUAAUAUUUAAAAUUUAUAUCAAAGUACCUACAUUAAAUGUCACCAAUUAUAUCUCACUGAAUGAAGAACUGUACAAAAAUACAUUUUCAGGUUCAUUAGCAUGACAUCAUCAAGAUUUUUCUUUUUGAUGAGUGUCACAGUUAUGUGCAUGGUAUUUAUAGACACAUGGAAAAACAAAAUAUGGCCUGAAAUUAGAGGUAAAGUAUGUUACCUAAAAUGGAUGUUUACAUUAGCAAUAUAGGAUAUACCCGGUAUACAAUAUUUUAUUUUUAAAUGUUUAUAUUUGUUUACGCUAGCCAUUGUGAUGGUCAAGUUAAAAACACCUUCAUAGGCAUAGGCAUAUACAUUUUUUUAAAAAUUAACCCUUUUGAGACUGAGUCUAUUAGGCGUGUCAGUGCCAAGAUGACGGACAUUGUUCUACAAGCUUGCACUCAUAUUGCAAAAAAAAAUUAUAAAAAUUAACUAAUUAAUUUAUAAAUAUAACACAAUUUAUAUAGUCUUGUAAGGAAUUAAAUGAACUAAUACAAUCUUUGUAAAUCAAACUAAAAUCUCAGCAUUUAUGCAAAUGACAUCCUGAUUUGCAUAAUUUAUACAAGCAAUUUUUUUGUACACUUGAAAUAAACACAUCUUACUUGAAGAUGUUUGUUAAAUUUUAUAAUUGUUGAAGCCUGAAUAUGUCUUAACCCAUAUUUGAAUGAGAUGCAAUUUGAAAAACUACAUGAAAUAUUCCCUGGGGCUGCUUUUAACAUAUUUUAAGGUAAAUAUUUUAAAGGAUUUUUAGGGGUCUCUAGGUAAAAUAAAACUGAUUUAAAUGACAGAACACCGUAAAAUAUCAUUGGAAGCUGCUAUCAAAAUAGUGAGAUGAGCAAGAAAUGUGAGAAGCAAUCUGAUUUGCUGGUUCGAAGAUCAGCCAGUCAAUCUUGAAGCUUGAAUUAUUGGGCAGAUGGAUCUGCCAUUGGCCUUAUUCAUAAUCACAUCACAAGAGGGUUAACCCUACAUAUGUAGGUCAAACAGUUCUUUUUGUACCAGUACUAUACUUUUGGUGCAUUUCCAAUAAUUGAAAUAUCAUUAUUGCUAAUUAUGUAAAUCACUUUAUUUAUUUUAAAAAAGUUUAAAAAAAAAAAAAAAAAUCUUUAAAAAAUAAAGAUAUUUUAAUUGUUUUUUGGAAACAAUUUAUUUCAGUUCCAACAAAUGAACCAGAGGACAAAGAUGGGUAAUAAUUCUGUUAAUUUUAUUUUUCUAGUAACAAAAAUAUUUUUAAUUUGCAGUUGUAUUGGUAACAUCAUAAUCAUUUUAAGACUUUGUGCAAUGAUUUUUAUUAUAUUUAUGAGUAUGAAAUAGAAUGUAAAAGAAAACAACAAAGAAUAAAGCUCUUUAAAUAAUAUGAAUGUAUUUCUAGAUGGACACCAGUUCACCCAAGGUUAUUAAGUGUGCCAGAAAUAAGCACACACUUGAGUAGAAUUCUUGAUUCUCUGGUCAAGAACUUCAGAUUAGCUCGUGAUUAUCGAAUCUCACACCCACUUGUGGUAAGAAUGAAUUGAUGUAUGACUUGUAUGUUUAAAAUAAAAAUACUUUAAAUAUGUUGAAACCUGAAUUUAACUUUACAUUUAAUUAGUUGUAUUUUUUAUGAUUGUUAAAAAAAGUCAAUGCUGCCAGUUGGUAAGUAAAGAUGCGUGUAUAAAGAUGAGAGAAGACAGUUGGAUAAAUCAUGAUGCUCCUUCUAUUGUAUUUGGUUCUCCAGAUAACACCAUAAGACACCCACACACCAUAAAACCCCCCCCCCCCCACACACACACACAUUUACAAUCACAAUGUUUUUUCUUUGCAGUUUUGUCUUGGAAAUAUUAGUUGUAUUUUUUAUGAAUGUUAAAAAAAGUCAAUGCUGCCAGUUGGUAAGUAAAGAUGCGUGUAUAAAGAUGAGAGAAGACAGUUGGAAAAAACAUGCUGCUACUUCUAUUGUAUUUGGUUCUCCAGAUAACACCAUAAGACACCCACACACCAUAAAACACCCCCCCCCCCCACACACACACACAUUUACAAUCACAAUGUUUUUUCUUUGCAGUUUUGUCUUGGAAAUACUGCCUUCUUUACAAUAACAGCUGUAAUUGGUUACUAUAUCUCUGGUUUUAUGCUGCUCUAUAUUAUAUGUAAGUUCAACUAUUAAUUAGAAAUAAAAAUCACAGGGGACGGGGGAAAACCUGAAAGAAGAUUAAACUAAACUAAUGUGUCAGCAAACAUGAAACGGGUUAGAUUCUCUGGAACGAGAUACCAAAUAUUGUUGUGGGUCAAAUUUAUCUUAAGAAAUUAUAAAGCUAUAAUACAACUGUUAAGCUGUGUUCUCAGUAACAAAAAUAGGUAGGUCAGAUACUAAAGACCAUUUUCAACCCCAAAGAAUCAAGGCGAAAGUUGAUUUUGCUUAUAGUUUGUCAUAAUUAACCUAGGCCCUACAUAAUUUUUUCAACAGCAACAACAAAAUAGAUUUUCCUUGUUGGCCACAAGUUAUCCUUGGUGUUUCAAAUAGUUUCUCAUGACUUUUAAAUAUUUGAUGAGGCUAUUAUUGCAAAGUGAUUUCGUAAUUUUAAUGUAGAAAUAAGGAAAAAGCAAAACGCAAAGUAUUAAGUUAAUUUAGUGGCAAUACUUUUUUGGUCAUUGCAAUUUAAGAAACAUUAAAAAAAUGUAUUCCUGUAGUAAAAUAUAUUCCUGAUCUCCCUACUUCUGAAGCACUUGAUGAAUAUUUUCUGCAUUGGAUAUAUCUGGUGAGCAGGGUCUUUAGGGAGCCCUCUUUAGAUUCUUUAAAUGGCCUUGAUACAAAAACUAUAAAAAUUUCAUGUUGAAAAAUAAAUAUUUUAUUGAUUAGUGCUUAAAAGAAUAUUUUUCUUAUGAAUUUAACAAAAAUAUUAUUAGCUGAUCUUUAAAUAGUUAUACUGUCAUCUUAAAAUAUGAGACCUGGACCACAGUUCCAACUUUAGAUUGUGUGUUACUCUUAUCUUUUUGCUCCCAAUUUCAACCCUUUAAUAUUAUGGUAAGCCUAUGUAUAUCUCACUUGUCAAGUUUAUCCCAUAUCUCUGUCUAAUUUAUUGAAUAUCACUUUUUUUUUCCAGUAAUAACUUUGAUGUUGUGGCCUUCUGUGUUGUAUCAUUCCAUACUAAGAAAAGUAUACCUGAAAUUGGAGCCCGGAAUAAUUUUACUGUUAAACCAAAUGAAGAAGGGAUGCAGAUCCAUAACGAGUAAGUCUAAUAGUAUCCAUAGGCAACAUCUACAAAUGAGUCUAGAUUUUUUAAAUAUAAAAAAUAUAUCUGGUUUUAAUGGGAUUCCAAUCUGAUCCCAUUUUAAAGUUUUAAUUUUUUUGUCGUAUUGCAGCUUUAGGUGGGAGAAUAAAUGCCUCUAGACUUUUUUCACGUUCAACUGCGGGACCUCAAGUGGAAGUUACUGAUGAGGAUGACUUUGUACCGCAAGUAAAAUUAUUAAUAACUAUUCCAAGAAACUAGUUAUUUGUUACCUUCAUUUUUGUAAAUUGAGAGCUUGUCAUUUAGAACACAUUUUGUAUGUAUUACUUUGUUGCACUUAAAAUCUUAGCGAUGUUACCAUGUGUUUUUUUGUAAUAGCUUUUUUUUUUUAAACCACGAACUGUGGUCGGCAGAAAAAAAUCAGCUGACAUUCUCGUUAUGUACGGUGGUGGCCGAUAAAAAACACGGUCUGAUAGCAACUUCCAACCAAAUAUUUAACUGGAAUUAGAGCCACUUCCUUUUAUUAAUAAUUAAAUCAUCUUCCGCUUCAAGCUGUUUCGUGAUAACUUGAAAAUAAAUAUUUUUUAAUCUGAGUUUUAUAUCACUGUUUUUUUUAAAAUCUCAAAUGGUUGAAGCCAUGGCUGGGGUCAUUCAGUGCAAGAACUAAUAGAAAUAUGUUUGAAAGCUUUUUAGGAGAGGUUUUAAGUGAUACUGAGGAUUUUAACAUUCCUCAUGACGAUAUCAGUUGAGAUUAUUCUUUUAGUGAAUUUUAUACUAGUCUUAGUGAUACUGAAGUAGGCCUACUGAGGCUACUGUUAGACUUCGAGACAGGCCUGGACCAAAUCAGUUCCACAGUUCCUUUUUAAAUGUAUACUAACCAAUAAUAACUAUUUUGCCUGAGAUUUUGUAUUUUGUACUUGGUUUUAGCAGUAGUCCCCAGUUUCUUAUAUAAAUGACCUAAAGUUACUAAAAUUGUUUUCAGAUGUUUAAUUGCAAUCAAAACCUUAGCAAACUAUAUAUGCUUCUUGUUGAAAGAUAAAUGAAUUGGCUACAACAUUUAGAUUUGUGUUUUAAGUGUAUCUAUAAAAAUUAAUGAUGUUAUGAGCACUUGAAAGGAAGACAUUUUGUCGAUAUUUUUUUUCUUGAUAACUACAAGGUCAAGGACACUGAGCACAAUUUUUUUACCAAUUUUAUCCCCAUCCAUUUACCUUUCUAAAAAUAUAUACUUAUUGGGUAUUGUAUCAAUAUUUCUAUGUCAUUUAAUGUAAUUUCAAAUUGCACUAAAAACGCUCUGAAAAGCUCCACACCACAGAAUAGUGCAUGCCACAGUUCGUGAGUUAAUGUAAGGGUAGAUGGCAAAAUCACUUUUAAAAGAAGUUGAAAUCUUUAAAAAGAUAUCAUCAUUAUUUAUUUUUCUUAGAUUGAUCAAGACAUUGCUGCAGCUCUAGCUAAAGCGACCACAGACAGCGACGACGAAGGUGGAAAUUCUUCUAUUCCUACCCCAAGACUUUCCAAAAAUCCAUCAUUCAGUACAAGUGAAGAUGGUAAAAACUUUCUCUCAGACUUAGACUUAGAUGAGCAAUGAUGAAAUCAAACUGAAUUAAUCUAAUGCUGUGUUUUUUUAAACAAUUUCUACUUUGAUUAGUUUCCUUUAUAUAAAAAUAUUGCACCACACUUGUUACAAUUUCAUGACACACCAGUGUAUCAGGAUACACUGGUUGACUUUUUCUGAUCUAAUAAGGUUAUGCAUUUCUUGUAUAAUGAGAGGGCUUUAUAUUAUGUUCAAGCAGGAAUGAAACUUUAAGAAGCAUUUAUAUAUGUAAAAAUAAUUUUCCCUGUGCCUAUCCUUAGAAAUAAAAUAAAUUCACCUAAUAUUUUUUCAUUUUCUACUUGUUGCUGAAAUUGCCUUUCAUUUGCAAUUGAAUGUGUAUAAUGAUUUUAAAAAAAACAACCUCACCUCACAUCACUGGGACCUUUUUAAUGUAUUUGCUGCAAAUAAAUGUAGAAGUUUAGUAUUUAUAUUUUUUAUUAAAAAUUUUGAAUAAAUUAUAUCACUGUGGGAUGGCAACCAAUGUUAUUGCCAAGGUCUCAAUUUACCUAUACCUAUGUGUGUAUGUUUUUUAAUCUACUCAUAAAUAAAUUACUUUUACCAUGUGAGUCUGCGUAAAAAUAAUCUAGAAAAUAAGCCAAACAAAGUAUGGGAAAACCUGAAAAAAAGGACGCAGAAAAAAAUGAAAAUAUUAUAUGAUGAGUUUUUUCAAUUCAGAAAAUUUUAAGGAAGUAGAAUUUUUGAUUAGCUACGCUUUAUCACAACAAAUAUUGACUUAAUUUUUAUUUCAGAAACGCAAGGGGAAGAUUUUGAACCAAGCAUCAAUCAGAUGCCAUCCUUCGAUGAUAACCUAGAUAACACAGAUGAUGAACUUGACCUGCCGUCUCUGAAUGAAAGCGGCUCUCACCACUCAAGUCGGCUCAGUGCUCUCCAAUUUGCUGCGGCUCAUUUUGGCGGAGAUUCCGAGUCAGAGGAUGAGCAAAUGCUGGGCCGAGACCUUGAUUUCUCUAACGCUGGAAUUUCCUCUAACAAUAACAAUGCCACUGGUGGGUCAUUGUCACAGUCAGGGCUGACAUCUUUAGCAGGGGCCUUGGUUGCAAGGACUAUAACAACUAUGAUGGAGUCAGCCAUGCAAGGAGUAGCCUCCCUUAGUCAGGGCCAGUCAGCCUCUUCAUCCAGUUUGAUUUCUCGGAAUGGAUCCAAGAUAACAUAUACUAGGACAGAAGAGGGAGAAAGUAUUGAUUUUCAGAAUCCAGAACCUCCUAUUUAUGAGUCAGAUGAGGAAGAAGAGGAAACAGAUGAUUCAUUAGAUGGCAGGGAUCAAAUUGCUGAAAUCGAAAAAGAUUUUGACUUUCUUAGAGAACUUGAGCCAGACCAAGGUGAUAGUGAUGACAAAGGACAUUUUUGAUUUCACUGCUAAAAAUUAAGGAAUUCCUAAUGGAAUCAGAAGUUUCAUUUUAUUUUCAUGGAAGAUAUCUAAUUUUAAAAUAUGUUUAUCAUAAUUUGUUUUAUAGUUUAUGUAUUAAAUACUUUUCUUUAUUUUCCAUAAAAUAAUCAGCAAGAUAUUUUUUUUUAUAUAUUAAAGCAAAUAAUUUUGUAUUCUUUUAAAAAUUAUAAAUUAAUUUUAAACAGUUACUGGAAAUUUGUUUGAAAGAAAUUUCGUAGACAGAAAAUUGAUAGAUGGAAAUUUGAUCGAACGGAAAUUUGGUGGAAUCUUUGUUUC
This is a messenger RNA of Lymnaea stagnalis (great pond snail), 10425 nucleotides long. NCBI's taxonomy places the organism in Eukaryota, Metazoa, Mollusca, Gastropoda, Lymnaeidae. The record is from the annotation of a GenBank genome assembly.